Symbiodinium sp. CCMP2592 is the source of this 486-nucleotide messenger RNA. The record is from the annotation of a GenBank genome assembly. Lineage: Eukaryota; Dinophyceae; Suessiales; Symbiodiniaceae.
AUGGCCGCUUCUUCCGCCUCUACGACCCCGUUGCCGGAGGUUGCGCUGCUUGUGCGGCAGCCUUGGGUGUCGAUGAUUCUCGACGGGCAGAAGAUUUGGGAGAUGCGCGGCGAGGCCUGCCACCGCCGCGGCCGCGUGGCGCUCGCCUGCGCCGGCACCGGCUUGCUCUACGGCGAAGCCGACCUGAUCGAUUGUCGCUUGGUCGCCUGCCGAGAUGCUGGCGGAACUUUGGUUGCGGCUGGGCGUCAUGAAGACUUCCCCUUCUUGCCCAACAACCUCGACAAACAUGGACUGACUCCCACGGAUUUUCAAGGUUUCGACUACCGGCGGUGGUGGGCAUGGGUUAUGGACGAUCCUCGCUGGUAUCCCAAGCCGGUCCCUUACACUCAUCCCCGCGGCGCUGUCAAGUGGGUUCGCCUUGCACAGCCAGCGCCAGCAUCUGCCUCAUUGACGGAGACUACCCGGAAGCGAGCUCGCCGCACCUGA